UUAGGACACAAUAGGCCUUUUUCACAGCGGACAUUUCCACUCGUCAACUUGUACAAUGGCUUUGUUCUUUUCAAGUGUCUCAGUGUCACAGCACAAGGAAAAAGAAAACGUGUUUUCCUGAACACAGCGUCGACAGUAAAGCUUCUUAUUACGGAACAAGUGGAGAUUCAUGCUCUAAAGGUCAAACACGCGUUCAAGCAGAAUGUUUGUGAAAGGAGGAGAAAGACUGCGGAUGUACACCCAAGAGUGAAAAGAGUGUUUUUGAAGGGUAGUCCCUAGGCUCUUAAAGGGGCACUCAACCAGGAAGUCGAGUUGCAUUAUGGGAAAUGUGUUUGGAGGUUUGGUGUGGAUGCUGGUGGCGUCGACUCGUAUCGUACAAAUGGAAAACCCAAUGGGCUGGGUGAUGUUCGUGUCCGUCUUCUGCUUCGUGAUGACGACACUCUUGUUCUUCAUCUACCUCUUCGGAGCCAAUCAGAACAGAGUCUGGCCCUCCUUGGAUGUGGCUUAUCAUUUUUUUGCAGUGGUGCUGUACCUCAGUGCGUCGGUGAUCCUGGCUUACAUCACAGUUCUGGAAGGGUCACUUGCGUCAAUCUUUAUUUUCAAAAGCUACAAACUGCACGUUUCUGCAGUGGUGAUGUCCUAUGUGGCCACUCUUCUCUACUUCCUACAUACCAUUUUCUCUGCCAUGCGAUGGAAGAGGUCCUAAUAAGACAAAGACCAGCUGACCUCUUCACCGGACUAAACACCUUUUGUGUUGUUUGUUUUUAUUUUCACAUCGGCAAGAUUAACUUUCUUUUAACCAAAGUGCUAAAACAUCAAAUGAAGAAAUAUGUGAAAAACAAGCAGAUAGAUUAUUGCUAAAUGUUAUUUGUUUGUUGGCCUAAACAUGAUUACCCAACCAUUUACUCUUUUGUAUUUUCUAGAAGCAGAACGGCAGCGGUUUGGUCACAAGUGAACGCUAUAAAUGUAUAAGAAAUAUAGUCGCAUAAGGAAGGUCAAUGUGUGUAAAUAACUAGCAGCAGGUACUACAUUAUGUUUUAUCACGAUAUCAAAAUUAUUUUUACUUGCACUGUAUUUUUUCACCAAAUAGGAGAAAGACCUUAAAGGGUCAGUUCACCCAAAUUACAAAGAAACACAUUUUCUUAUGUGUUUUCUUCCAAAUCAUUCAUUAGUUAAACUACAGAACACAGUAGAGGCCGUGUUGUGGCCUCCCGGCGCUCAGCAGCGUGUAAAAAAAACAACUUUUCACAAUCUUUAUGAAGAGGUUCUAAACAAUUGCGACAAAUCAAAGUUACAUUAAAGCAUUUCAUAGACAUUCACUAGCAGAGCUUAGUGUUCUAACAACAUCCUCGGAGGCUUGUACUAUUCACUGGAACCUAUUUAAAAAACGUUCCCGCAAUGUUUCCUCCAUGUUUACGACGAGCUAAAGCUAAAUGUUUAAAGGAUAAACGACUCUCCUUCUUGACCACUACAAGUCUUUUAAUUUUAUUUUAUAUAUCAGUUCUUUCUGUUUGCUUCCUCAGUCCUGACGUACGGUAUGGAUGGAUGUUUCCACCUGAUUUAUUGUUUGAAUAAAAUAAAUGUA
This is a messenger RNA of Cottoperca gobio, 1585 nucleotides long. Its product is annotated as myelin and lymphocyte protein-like. Gene Ontology annotation, molecular function: structural constituent of myelin sheath. The record is from RefSeq and is a predicted model, not a curated record. The transcript has 4 exons. Lineage: Eukaryota; Metazoa; Chordata; Actinopteri; Perciformes; Bovichtidae. Gene Ontology annotation, cellular component: membrane. The coding region runs from base 320 to 706 and encodes 128 amino acids. Gene Ontology annotation, biological process: myelination.